UGCCUUUCUCUGACCCAUUCCUAUAAACAAAUCGAACCUCCAAUUUAGUUUCCCUUUUCGUCAACAACUUCAAUUUUAUAUACACCCAAAUAAACCAAACGGAUAAUCUUUUCCUCUACUAUUUCACAAAUCUUUCUUUCUCGAAGAAAGAUUGAUUUUUUAAUUCAUGGCGGCGAGUGCAAACCCAUCUGCAAAUAACAACGGGUCAACCAGCAAUGGAAAUGGCGCCACCACCGUCAAUAACAGCGGUGGUGGUGGUGGUGGCGCCGCCGCCGUGCAGGAUAAUUCGGUGGUCGGUCCUACACAGUCUGCUUUGAGGCAUAAUCCUGGUCUCUCAGUCGAAUGGGCUCCAGAUGAGCAAUCCCUCUUGGAAGAGCUACUCACAAAAUAUGCCUCAGAUAGCAGUGUAUUGCGUUAUGCAAAGAUUGCGAAGAAGUUACAAGACAAAACAGUUCGGGAUGUGGCACUACGUUGUAGAUGGAUGACGAAAAAGGAAAAUGGCAAGCGAAGGAAAGAGGAUAAUAAUUCAUCAAGGAAAAACAAAGAUAAAAAGGAAAAAGUAACCGAACAUUUGGCAAAGUCAUCUUCUCAUACUACAAACCGUGCCAACGGCCCUCCAUAUGCUCAAUCAGCAGUCUCUAUGGAUAGUGAUGAUGGUAUCUCUUACAAAGCCAUCGGCGGUACGGCAGGGCAACUUCUUGAGCAGAAUGCUCAGGCCUUGGAUCAAAUUUCUGCAAAUUUUGCUGCUUUUAAGGUGCAUGAGAACAUCAAUCUCUUCUGCCAGGCACGGAAUAACAUUGUCGCCAUCUUGAACGACUUAAACGACAUGCCGGAGAUAAUGAAGCAGAUGCCACCGCUUCCCGUGAAGCUUAAUGAAGAACUCACCACCUCCAUGCUUCCACAUUCAUCUUUGCAGAAAAAAUCUUGAAUCUUUUUCAACAAAAACCGAAACUUUCACAUCCUAAUUUCACCCUCCGAUCUUGCUCAGUUUCUUUUCGCUGUGAUACGAAAGUAGAUCUUGCUUUCCAGUGUGAUCAAUCAGAUGCAGUUUGGUUUUUCACUUCAAACCUGGAGACGAUGAUGUCGUUUCCAGUUAUUUGUCGAAAUGUCGGUCUUGAGUCCUUUUGUUCCCGGUUACUUGUGUUUUCGUGUUAGGUGUUCUGUGAAUAUGUGUGUAGUCGUGUCGAAGGAAGGAUUCUUGGACUCUGUAAAUUAUCAUAGGAUCGUCUGUUCGUCUGUCGAAGGCAUUACAACGAAAGGGAAUGUCCCGUUUAAGGUUAAAUGAAGUUCAAAGUUUAGAUUUAAA
Cynara cardunculus var. scolymus (artichoke) is the source of this 1306-nucleotide messenger RNA. RefSeq lists its product as uncharacterized. The record is from RefSeq and is a predicted model, not a curated record. Bases 167 to 928 code for a protein of 253 amino acids. The transcript has 7 exons. Lineage: Eukaryota; Viridiplantae; Streptophyta; Magnoliopsida; Asterales; Asteraceae.